Messenger RNA from Corticium candelabrum, 3885 nucleotides. RefSeq lists its product as uncharacterized. Gene Ontology annotation, molecular function: zinc ion binding; nucleic acid binding. The transcript is spliced from 6 exons. Gene Ontology annotation, biological process: DNA integration. NCBI's taxonomy places the organism in Eukaryota, Metazoa, Porifera, Homoscleromorpha, Homosclerophorida, Plakinidae. Bases 1 to 3885 code for a protein of 1294 amino acids. The record is from RefSeq and is a predicted model, not a curated record.
AUGGUCGCUUUGAGACACAGAUUAGAGCAGGAGCAACAGACACUGGAUUGCAUCACUCAGAAUUCAGACUUCUACAGGGUUGUCUUGGAGCGUGAAGUUCUUUGCACAGCUAUAGUGGCAAACAUGGAUAGGUUGAGAGAACCUUUGGAGGAACCUUUGCCGAAUUCGUAUGAUGAAUUUUAUGAACAAGAUGGAGACAAACAGAAGGCCGUGUUCUUGACGAGCAUCGGAGGGACGACCUACAUCCUAUUGAAGAACCUAGUAAGACCGCGACUGCCGCAAGAUCUCGAGUUGGAGGCGCUGAUUGACGUGCUAAAGAGGCACUACCAGCCCAAAGUAGUCGUCAUAGCGGAGCGAUUCAAGUUCUUCAAAAGGCAACAGCGAGAAGAGGCAGACCUUACAUUAGAGAGGGCUCUGCAAAUAUUACAUGCAUUCGAAGCAGCGAGACAGGAGACUAAGGUUCUUCGUGGGUGUGCGCCACAAGGUCCGCCCACUCUGAAGUCUGAGACCGCGUACAUUGUUCGGAAAGACACAACAGGUGUCAAUACGAAAACCACUAAACACGGAAGUGGUGUCGAACAAGCAUGUCACCGAUGCGGAACGAAAGGGCAUACGCCACGGAAUUGUGGAUUUAAUACACAAACGUGCCAUUUUUGCAAGAGACAGGGGCAAAUUUGUAGAGUAUGCCGGAAGAGAAUGCAGAGUAGAGAUUCCAAGCACGCAACACGUGGAAAGGGGAAGCCCCGAACUACCCAUCACGUAGACGAGGAAUCGCUUAGUGUUGUUUAUAGUAUCUCGGACAAGAGAGGUGUUACAGUGGAAAUGUAUGUGGCUGGAAGACAGAUAGAGUUAGAAAUCGAUACCGGAGCAACAGUUACGGUUAUUCCCACUAGUACAUAUCAGAAGUACUUGAAACAUAUACAGUUGCGCCCAACUACCACCAGAUUGCACGUGUACAAUGGACAGCCCUUGAACGUGCAAGAAGAAGCGGAAGUUCCUGUAAGGUAUAAGGGACAGCAAGUAAAUGUAAAUUUUCAUGUGGUAAAAGUGAAGAACAAGACCGCCAUCCUAGGCCAACAUUAUGUUGAAUACGGAUGCCAAACCAAGUUUCAUCGACCCAGACCGAUUCUAUAUGCCUUGCAUACUAAGGUCGAUGCUGAACUCGAACGGAUGCGGAAGGAAGGUAUCCUGAAACCAGUAGAGAAGAGUGAAUGGGCAGCACCCAUCGUGGUAGUUCGAAAGGGGGAUGGAAAUGUUAGAAUAUGUGGCGACUACAAGGUCACCAUCAACAUCUAUUUUGAUUUGGAUCAAUAUCCGAUGCCGAAUCCAGAUGACUUGUUUUCAACCUUAGCAGGAGGGAAGAAAUUUUCUCGUUUAGAUCUCAAACAGGCCUAUCAACAGAUGUUAGUAGACCCCAGAAGUCAGCAAUACCUAACCAUUAAUACACACAAGGGCAUGUUUACGUACACAAGGAUGCCAUUUGGCAUAAGCUCAGCACCCAGUAUAUGGCAACGAGCUACAGAUAAGGUUCUAUCAGGACUGGACGGAGUCAUCUGCUACCUACAUGAUAUUCUAAUAGUGGGCAACAGUGAUGAACAGCAUAACCAAAGAUUAUUCAAGGUCUUGGAAAGACUGAACCAAAUCGGAAUUAAGCUAAAAAUGGAAAAAUGUGACUUUGGCAAGUCUAAGGUAGAAUAUUUGGGGCACGUGGUGAGUGCAGAAGGCAUAUCCCCAUCUCGGAGUAAGAUGGAAGCGAUUCAAAAUGCACCUGACCCUAGUAACGUGACUGAAUUGAAGGCUUUCUUGGGACUUCUAAAUUAUUAUGGGAAGUUCUUACCAAAUUUUUCAUCGACAUUACAACCACUAUAUCUUAUUGAAGAAACAGCAACGUUGGAAGUGGUUGAAUCAACAGAGAAAGGCAUUCCGCCCAUCAAGUCAAGUUGUGAUGCUUCACCAUAUGGAGUAGGAGCGUGUCUAAGUCAUGUUAUGCAAGAUGGCACUGAACGCCCAGUCGCAUUUGCAUCACGAACACUAGCUCCAGCUGAGAAGAAUUAUGCUCAUUUAGAAAAAGAGGCCCUAGCCUUGAUUUAUGGAGUAAGACACUUGCAUAAAUACCUGAUGGGAAGGAAAUUUACGCUAGUAGCCGAUCAUCGACCGCUACUGAGGAUUCUAGGAGCUAAGGAAGGAGUUCCUACGCUAGCAGCUGCACGACUGCAGCGCUGGGCACUCAUAUUAAGUGCGUACAGCUAUGAGUUAGAAUACCGGGGAGGGCAGGAAAACAAGAAAGCUGAUGUAUUGUCUCGACUUUCUAUACCAGUAGAAGUGAUUGAUCCAAAUGAACAAAUCUUUGGAGUGGAUUAUUGUGAACCAUUGCCAAUGACUGCCAAAGGGAUUGCAAAGGCAACCCAAUUGAAUGUGGUGCCAAGGAGAGCAUAUCAAUAUACUCGAUACGGAUGGACUACCAGAGAUGUUGACCAAUCCUUACAACCAUUUGCUAAACGUGCUAAUGAGUUAUCGAUUGGAGGUGGCUACUUAUUGUGGGGCAGCAGAGUGAUCAUCCCAGAGGAAUUGAGAAAGACCGUAUUAGCGCAGAUACAUGAGGGUCAUCUAGGGACCAGCAAAAUGAAGGCCUUAGCCAGAAGUUAUGUGUGGUGGCCAAACCUGGACAGGGAUAUAGAAGAUUUGACAAGAUCAUGUGAACAGUGUCAAAACCAGAAGAGUAGACCAAGUACUACUAAACCCUCACAUCCAUGGAUCUACCCAACAUCACCAUGGGAACGUGUCCAUGCAGAUUUUGCAGAAUUUGCGGGGAAGCAGUAUUUACUUAUUGUAGAUGCCUUCUCUAAAUGGCCGGUAGUCCACGAACUGGGUAUACAUGCUACUACAGGGCAGACAAUUGCAGCUAUGCGAAGAAGCUUUUCUUGUCAUGGAUUCCCACAGCGACUUGUAACCAACAACGUGCCUCAGUUUAGGGCACAAGACUUCAAGGAGUUUAUGGAGGCCAAUGGAAUCAAGCAUCAACUGACUCCACCCUACCAUCCUGCAUCUAAUGGACAGGUAGAGCGAAUGGUACAAGAGUUGAAAAAGAGCUUGAAGGGUCGACCAGCGGGAAGAUCGAUAAGUCAUCAAGUGUCUUCGUUCCUUCUAUACUAUCGUACGACUCCACAUAUUGCAACAGGCAAAACUCCUGCCGAACUGUUGAUCAAACGAAUACCAAGAACCAAGUUAUCUUUGUUGCGGCCAGAGGUAAGUGACAUUGACAGAGAUGAGCAGAGAAUCAAGUUCGAGGAAGCUACCAAACGAUCAAGACAACUGGAUCCUGGUUGUAAAGUCAGUGUGUGGAAUCCACGUCAAGAUAGUCGUGGUAGGUGGUUGGUGGGAACCGUUGACCAACAGCUAGGAGCAACCAACUAUUUAGUGAAUGUGGAAGGACAUUCCAGGCACGUGCAUAUAGACCAAAUGCGGUGGAGAGAUCAAUGGAGUGUACCAGAAACAGCUGAUGUAAGCGUACCAGAAAUAGAGGUGGAAGAGAUACCAGUACCAGUCAUUCCUGUAGUGAUCACUAAGUUUCUCCCUGCAUUUGCACAGCUUUCAAAGUUUGUGGUACAGCACAUCAUCCAUGAUCACAUGUUUGAUGCCAGUAGGAAAUCAGAGAGACACUGUCUAGGUCUUCUUGAGUUAAAUGAAAACAAACAACAAGACAUGGUCGAGAUAAUGUCUCAUCUCAAUAAAAGAUAUGGUCCAUAUCAGUUUGAUUAUGGUGGCAAUGCCAAAUUUCAACCUUUUGUGCGCUUGCAGUUUGGUGGUGAUCAGCUCACUGCUGAGCGUGCACGAAACUCGAAAAGGGCUGUUAUCAAAGGUCUGGUGCCAUAUCAGAGACUUUAA